CGAGUGUUUUGAGGAAGUAAGCGAAAAAAAAUUUAGAUUAUUUUAUUAUAAAAGUCGAAAAAUCCCGGAAAAUUCAGUGUAUUAUUUUUAGCGAGGUGAUUUUAAGCAGUCGUUAGUUUUUAUCGAUUUUCUCAGAAUCUAAAGAGGACACGUUGCUGAUAAUAAAUUUGAAAAUGGAGACGGAUAAAAGCGGAUCAGGUGAUAAGAAGAGCGAUAGCCUGACGAUGAUUAACUCUGUAAUGACUAUAAUUACGCACGCACUGCUAUUAAUUCCUACGGCUUAUAUUGUCAUAAUUUACUUUGUUCAUUAUAACUUUUUUUCAUGGCAUCCAAUUUGUAUGGCUCUAGGAGUGGGUUUACUUUUAAUGGAAGGAAUCUUCGCAAUAUCCGGCGAGUCAAACUUAACCUCGCGCAUAAAGCGCACCCAAAGAGUGACAAUCCACUGGAUACUAGUGACCUCAGGACUGAUAUUGAUGUUCAUCGGCUUGAUAAUCGCAAUUAUAAACAAAAACCGACUAAAUAAGCGUCACUUUGUGUCGACCCACGCGCAGUUGGGCCUCGGCGCUAUUGUAAUCUCCUGCGUGGUCACCCUGGUCGGCACAGUCGCUUUAAACUCGCGCUGGCUGUACCCCCAUGUAAGGCCAGUGGUCAUUAAAGUCGCCCACGCAUUCGGCGGGAUCGCUAUGAGCGUCAUCUUCGUUGCCACCAACAUCAACGGGACCUACAAGCACUCUUUUCCCGGCGGCUAUGUUGGGAGGGACUUUGUCUUCGCUUGCUACUUCUUUGGGACGCUGCUGCUUCUUUUCAAGCCGAUUAUUGGAGCUAUUUCGAGGUCGAGAGUCAUUUUUAAACCUUCGCAACCUUCUUCGUGAUUUUUUUUAUGAUUAAGGAAUUUUUUUUGUAUGAUUAAUUGUUGAGAAAUAAAUUAUUUUUUUACUAACCAUAUUACCCCGGGUUGGUUUUUUUGGAGAAACGGAUGUCGGGAGGGUAUUCUGGAGGUCGAGACGAGAAAAAUGAGUAUAAACACGGGUGGUAUUGGAGAAGGUCAUGUGUAACGUAUGUUACAUAUGUGUAACAGAUGUAACAUAUGUAACAUUUGUAACAUUAAAAAAUAUUAUGUGUAACAUAAAGUGACAAAAGAAAAAAAUCAGAUGUGACGCAUGUAACAUAAAAAAAUCAUAUGUAACAUGUGUAACAUAAAAAAUCAAUUGUAACAUAUGUAACAUAAGAAAAACAAUCAAAUGUAACAUGUGAUUGUGUAACUUAAAAAUCAUAUGUGACAUGAAAAAAAUUUUGUGUAACAUAUAGUAUCAGAAAAAAACAGAUGUUACACAUGUAACAUAAAAAAUUAUGUGACAUAAAAAAAAUUUUGUGUGACAUAUAGUAACAAAAAAAAAAUCAGAUGUUACACAUGUAACAUGUGUAACAUAAAAAAAAUCAUAUGUAACAUAUGAAGAAAAUCAUAAGUGACAUAUGUAACAUGUGUGAUCUAAAAAAAUUAUAUGUAACAUGAAUAACAUAUGAAGAAAAUUAUACGUAACAUUAAAAUUAAAUAAUGUGUAACAUAUAAGGAAAAUCAUAUGUAACAUGUGUAACAUAAAAAAAUUAUAUGUAACACAUGUAACAUUAAGUAAAAAUUAAGUGUAACAUCAGAAAAAAAUCAGAUGUAACGAAUGUAACGUAAGAGAAAAAAUCAUUUGUAACAUGUGUAACAUAUGAGUAAAAUCAUAAGUAACAUAUGUAACAUUACGGAAAAAUCAAGUGUAACAUAAGGAAAAAAUCAAGGUCAACAUAUGUAACAUGACAAAAGUCAUGUGUAAUAUAUGUAACACAUGUGGAAAAUCAUCUGUAGCAUAUGUAACACUAAAAAAAGUAUUAUGUGUAACUUGUAACAGUGUAACAU
Molecule: messenger RNA, 1903 nt
Organism: Cotesia glomerata
Lineage: Eukaryota; Metazoa; Arthropoda; Insecta; Hymenoptera; Braconidae
Product: transmembrane reductase CYB561D2-like
Exons: 3
Coding region: 174-872 (232 amino acids)
Molecular function (GO): transmembrane monodehydroascorbate reductase activity
Source: RefSeq, a predicted model, not a curated record